Anolis sagrei ordinatus is the source of this 1526-nucleotide messenger RNA. RefSeq names its product syntaxin 12 (gene STX12). Gene Ontology annotation, cellular component: synaptic vesicle membrane; synaptic vesicle; postsynaptic recycling endosome. Gene Ontology annotation, molecular function: SNAP receptor activity; SNARE binding. Gene Ontology annotation, biological process: intracellular protein transport; vesicle fusion; vesicle-mediated transport. The record is from RefSeq and is a predicted model, not a curated record. NCBI's taxonomy places the organism in Eukaryota, Metazoa, Chordata, Lepidosauria, Squamata, Anolidae.
UUGUGCGCCUGCGCGGAGAGGGGAAGAGCCAGGCCUUCGUUCUGCGCGUGCGUCGCGGUCAAGGUGGUGGCUGCCCGGCUUGGCUCUUCUUCGAUUUCGGCGCUUCUGGUUUCGUGAGCUCCCGCUUCAACCAUGUCUUACGGGCCGUUGGAGACUUACAGGCCCGGGGGCUUUCCGCCCCGGGAUUUCAACGCUAUCAUCCAGAUCUGCAGCACCAAUGUCCAGCGCCUGGCACAGAGCACAUCACAGAUAAAGAACUUGAUAAACCAGCUGGGAACCAAACAGGACUCCAGCAAACUGCAGGAAAACCUGCAACAGUUGCAGCACACAGCAAACCAACUCGCCAAAGAGACCAAUGAAUACCUGAAGGAAUUGGGUUCCUUACCACUCCCCUUAUCUACAUCAGAACAGCGCCAGCAGAAGCUUCAAAAGGAGCGCUUAAUGAAUGACUUUUCUGCGGCCUUAAAUAACUUCCAAGCAGUGCAGAGAAGAGUGUCAGAAAAAGAGAAGGAAACUGUCGCCCGGGCAAGAGCUGGUUCCCGACUCAGUGCAGAUGAGAGGAGCAGGGAAGAACAGUUGAUGUCAUUUGACAGCAAUGAAGAAUGGAACCAGAUGCAGUCUCAAGAAGAAUAUGAGGCAAUAACAGAACAAGACCUUGAACUAAUUAAAGAGAGAGAAACUGCCAUUAGAAAAAUAGAGGCAGAUAUCCUGGAUGUGAAUCAGAUAUUUAAAGAUUUGGCUAUGAUGAUCCAUGAUCAGGGAGACAUGAUUGAUAGCAUAGAAGCAAAUGUAGAAAAUGCAGAAGUCCACGUGGAAAAUGCCAAUGAUCAGUUACAGAGAGCUGCUUAUUAUCAGAAAAAAUCUCGUAAGAAGAUCUGCAUCCUGAUUAGUGGUCUGGCUGUGGUUGUUCUAAUCUUGGGAUUACUGAUCUGGUACACAGCAAAAUGAAAUGUUUUACAUGAAAUUGAAUUUGUUAUUGUUGCUUUUUCCCCACCAGAGAAAAAUGGGUAGACGGGCCUGUGGAAUAAGUUGAUUAUGAUGAGAUGGAACAGAAAUCUGGUUUUCCUCUAGUAGUUGUACUAUAUAGAAGCUAACAUGAAGAUAGGUAGUUUGUGGACUUAGUAAACCACAAAGGCAGUAUUUAUCAGCUAAUGUAAGGUUAUUUUAUGUAACUGAACUUAUCUUGUGAGGUAUUUUUUUGUUUAAUAUAUUGCCAUUUUGAAUGUAAACGCGUUAACAAGUGUGAUAAUCUAUAUGAUUUAAUGACAUAUGCACUACAGAUGUAACAUUUUUAAUAUGUACUUCCUUUUUACAAAUGAAUUGCAUAGGAAUAACUUUCAUGAAGGGCAAAAUCUCACCAACUCUCGUACAAAUCUCUUGUGAUCCAAAGUGCUGCUUAGGUCUGUGCUCAUUGGCAGUGGGCAUCUAUGUUUCUUUUAAAACAAUUCCUGGGCUACACCAUAAUAAUAGUGCAGGGAAUGUGUGAUAUUCCAUAUGUUACACUGCAAUAUCAGUUCCAGCAAAAA